Messenger RNA from Zalophus californianus (California sea lion), 7212 nucleotides. RefSeq names its product synaptojanin 1 (gene SYNJ1). The record is from RefSeq and is a predicted model, not a curated record. Gene Ontology annotation, cellular component: presynapse; perinuclear region of cytoplasm. NCBI's taxonomy places the organism in Eukaryota, Metazoa, Chordata, Mammalia, Carnivora, Otariidae. The transcript has 33 exons. Gene Ontology annotation, biological process: phosphatidylinositol dephosphorylation; synaptic vesicle endocytosis; brain development. Bases 14 to 4975 code for a protein of 1653 amino acids. Gene Ontology annotation, molecular function: phosphatidylinositol-4,5-bisphosphate 5-phosphatase activity; RNA binding.
CGGCCUCGGCGCAAUGCGGAAGAGAUGGGCCUGCUGGAGAGGAAGUGACGCUUCCGGCGGCUGUGGCGGCGGCGGCUGCGGGAGAAGGAGGAGGAGGAGCCGGAGGAAGAGGGCUGCCUCCGAAGAAAGGAGAAUGGCGUUCAGCAAAGGAUUUCGGAUCUAUCACAAAUUGGAUCCCCCACCUUUCAGUCUCAUAGUGGAAACUAGGCAUAAGGAGGAAUGUCUCAUGUUCGAGUCUGGGGCUGUAGCUGUGCUUUUUAACACCCACAAAAAGACGAUGACAGGAGAAGAACAAGUAGCCAGUCUGACCGACACAUGCAUUAAAUUCACAAGCUGUCCCAUUAUUUUUCAACCCAUCUCGUGCUUCAGCAGAGCAUCUGCAGAAAAAGAGGCAAUCAAGGGUACAUACUCCAAAGUACUGGAUGCAUAUGGACUCUUAGGUGUUUUACGAUUAAAUCUUGGUGACACCAUGUUACAUUACCUGGUCUUAGUCACCGGAUGUAUGUCUGUUGGAAAGAUUCAAGAAUCUGAAGUUUUCCGAGUUACUUCCACUGAAUUUAUAUCACUACGAAUUGAUUCUUCAGAUGAGGAUCGCAUUUCAGAAGUGCGAAAAGUUUUGAAUUCAGGAAACUUUUAUUUUGCAUGGUCUGCAUCUGGAAUCAGUUUAGAUCUGAGUCUUAAUGCACAUCGCAGCAUGCAAGAACACACAACUGAUAAUAGAUUUUUCUGGAAUCAGUCUUUGCACUUGCAUCUCAAGCACUAUGGUGUGAAUUGUGAUGACUGGUUAUUACGCCUCAUGUGUGGGGGAGUAGAAAUCAGAACAAUUUAUGCCGCUCAUAAGCAGGCAAAGGCUUGCCUCAUUUCCAGACUCAGCUGUGAACGAGCUGGGACCAGGUUUAAUGUCCGGGGAACAAAUGAUGAUGGUCACGUCGCUAAUUUUGUAGAAACAGAACAGGUUGUGUACUUAGAUGACUCUGUUUCUUCUUUCAUACAAAUCCGGGGAUCUGUUCCAUUGUUCUGGGAGCAACCAGGGUUGCAGGUGGGAUCUCAUCGUGUUCGUAUGUCAAGGGGAUUUGAAGCCAAUGCCCCUGCUUUUGACAGGCAUUUUAGAACACUUAAGAAUUUAUAUGGUAAACAAAUAAUAGUAAAUUUGCUUGGAUCUAAGGAAGGUGAACAUAUGCUAAGUAAGGCUUUCCAGAGUCACUUGAAAGCUUCUGAACAUGCUGCUGAUAUCCAGAUGGUGAAUUUUGACUAUCAUCAAAUGGUUAAAGGAGGAAAGGCAGAAAAAUUACAUAGUGUUCUUAAACCUCAAGUCCAAAAGUUUGUAGAUUAUGGAUUUUUUUAUUUCAAUGGAAGUGAAGUUCAAAGAUGCCAGAGUGGUACAGUUCGAACAAACUGCUUGGACUGUCUUGAUAGAACAAAUAGUGUGCAGGCGUUCCUUGGCUUAGAGAUGCUAGCUAAACAGCUGGAAGCUCUCGGCUUAGCUGAAAAGCCUCAGUUGGUGACUCGCUUUCAAGAAGUUUUUAGGUCGAUGUGGUCCGUGAAUGGUGAUUCAAUCAGUAAGAUAUACGCAGGGACUGGAGCUCUUGAAGGAAAGGCUAAGGCUGGAAAGUUAAAAGAUGGUGCUCGUUCUGUUACUAGGACGAUUCAGAAUAACUUCUUUGACAGCUCCAAGCAAGAGGCCAUAGAUGUUUUACUUCUGGGAAAUACUCUAAAUAGUGAUUUAGCUGACAAAGCUCGAGCACUUUUAACUACAGGAAGUUUGCGUGUUUCUGAACAGACAUUACAGUCAGCAUCUUCCAAAAUACUCAAGAGCAUGUGUGAGAAUUUCUACAAGUAUUCAGAGCCCAAGAAAAUUCGAGUAUGUGUUGGAACCUGGAACGUGAAUGGUGGGAAGCAGUUUCGCAGUAUAGCUUUUAAGAAUCAGACACUUACCGACUGGCUUCUUGAUGCACCAAAGUUGGCUGGCAUCCAGGAGUUUCAAGAUAAAAGAAGUAAGCCAACUGAUAUAUUUGCAAUUGGUUUUGAAGAAAUGGUAGAGUUGAAUGCUGGAAACAUUGUGAAUGCAAGCACAACAAAUCAGAAGCUCUGGGCUGUGGAGCUGCAGAAGACCAUCUCCAGAGACAACAAGUAUGUGCUGCUCGCCUCUGAGCAGUUGGUGGGCGUCUGCCUGUUUGUUUUUAUCAGACCACAGCACGCUCCCUUCAUCAGGGAUGUUGCGGUUGAUACUGUGAAGACUGGAAUGGGAGGUGCCACUGGAAAUAAGGGAGCAGUUGCAAUACGAAUGCUAUUCCAUACAACAAGCCUCUGCUUCGUCUGUAGCCACUUUGCUGCAGGGCAAUCACAAGUCAAAGAAAGAAAUGAAGAUUUUGUAGAAAUAGCACGGAAAUUGAGUUUUCCAAUGGGAAGGAUGCUGUUUUCCCACGACUAUGUAUUUUGGUGUGGUGACUUCAACUAUCGCAUUGAUCUCCCUAAUGAAGAAGUUAAAGAGCUGAUAAGACAGCAAAAUUGGGAUUCUCUUAUAGCAGGAGAUCAGCUUAUCAAUCAAAAAAAUGCUGGACAGAUUUUUAGAGGAUUUUUAGAAGGAAAAGUAACCUUUGCUCCGACAUACAAAUAUGACUUGUUUUCUGAUGACUAUGACACCAGUGAAAAGUGCCGCACCCCUGCCUGGACAGACCGUGUCCUCUGGAGAAGAAGGAAGUGGCCUUUUGAUAGAUCAGCUGAAGAUUUAGAUCUUCUAAAUGCUAGUUUUCAAGAUGGAAGCAAAAUCCUCUACACAUGGACUCCUGGCACUUUGCUGCACUACGGAAGAGCUGAGCUGAAGACCUCUGACCAUAGGCCUGUCGUUGCCCUGAUUGAUAUAGAUAUAUUUGAAGUUGAAGCUGAAGAGAGGCAAAACAUUUAUAAAGAAGUAAUUGCAGUUCAGGGUCCACCAGAUGGUACAGUAUUGGUCUCAAUCAAAAGUUCUAUCCCAGAAAAUAAUUUUUUCGAUGAUGCUUUGAUUGAUGAGCUUCUGCAGCAGUUUACAAAUUUUGGUGAAGUUAUACUCAUAAGGUUUGUAGAAGAUAAAAUGUGGGUUACAUUUUUGGAGGGAAGCUCUGCCUUGAGUGUUCUGAACCUAAAUGGUAAAGAGUUACUGGGUCGGACUAUAACUAUUACUUUAAAAAGUCCAGACUGGAUCAAAAAUUUGGAGGAAGAAAUGAGUUUAGAGAAAAUUAAUGUUGCAUUGCCAUCAUCGACAAGCUCCACCCUGCUUGGUGAAGAUGCGGAGGUCACAGCAGAUUUUGAUAUGGAAGGUGAUGUCGAUGACUACAGUGCUGAAGUUGAGGAAAUUCUUCCCCAACACCUGCAGCCAUCUUCAAGUUCUGGCCUUGGCACUUCCCCAAGCUCUUCACCCCGGACCAGUCCCUGCCAGUCACCAACCAUAUCAGAGGGCCCCGUACCUUCCCUUCCCGUAAGACCAAGUCGAGCGCCAUCGAGAAUUCCUGGGCACCCAACUUCACAAAGUUCUCCUAUUGACACUCUGCCAGCAACACAGCUGCAGCAAAGAGAUUCUCAGCCCCUAGAGCCCAAGAGGCCUCCUCCCCCCCGCCCAGUUGCUCCUCCUGCACGCCCUGCUCCCCCCCAGAGACCACCUCCACCUUCAGGGGCUAGGAGUCCUGCACCUGCUAGAAAAGAAUUCGGAGGUGUUGGAGCCCCUCCCAGUCCUGGGGCACCUAGGCGAGAGAUGGAAGCACCCAAAAGCCCUGGAACAACACGGAAAGAUAAUAUAGGGCGCAAUCAGCCUUCACCUCAGGCAGGAUUCACAGGCCCAGGACCUGCUGGAUACAGUGCAGCCAGACCGACUAUUCCGCCCCGUGCUGGAGUGAUCAGUGCCCCACAGAGCCAUGCUCGAGCAUCUGCUGGAAGACUGACCCCCGACAGCCAAAGCAAACCACCAGAAGUAGUGAAAGGGUCAGUUCUUCUGCCUGAACCGCUGAAGCCUCAGGCUGCCCUUCCUAUGCAGCCUUCUCCACCCCCGCCUGUUCAGAAGCUGCAGCAGCCUCUUGUCCCCACGGCAGCACCUUUGCCUCAGUCUGCCCCCCAGCCAAGCUUGGAAACCCCACCUCAGCCACCCCCUCGGAGCAGGUCGUCCCACAGCUUGCCUUCAGAGCCUUCGUCACAACCACAAGUAAAAACAAAUGGAGUCUCUGCUGUCAGACUGGAAUCACCAUUAAAGAGCAACCCAUUUGAAGAUCUGUCAUUUAAUCUGCUUGCUGUAUCAAAGGCUCAGUUAUCUGUUCAAACAUCAUCAGUUCUAACUCCAAACCCAAAGGGGUUGAUUCAGUUGCCUUCUGCAACGCAAAGUAGCGUGAAUACCUUGAGUUCUGUAAGUUGCAUGCCUCCAGUUCCAGCCCGGAGUAAAUCCCAGGAAAAUAUGCGAUGUUCUCCAAACCCAUUUGUUACUAGCUUGACCAGCACAAAUCCUUUUGCGGACAGGACUGCCACUCCUGGAAACCCAUUUAGAGCCGAGUCUCAAGAAUCAGAGGCAACUUCCUGGCUCUCCAAAGAAGAGCCUGUUGCUAACAGUCCUUUCCCCUCUCUGAAGCCUCUUGGUCAUAACAGCAGCAAGCCUGCAUCUUCAUUUGAUGGUUUUAAGGACAGUUUUGAUCUGCAGGGCCAGUCUACGGCAAAAAUCAGCAACCCAAAAGGAUGGGUAACCUUCGAGGAAGAAGAGGACUUUGGUGUGAAAGGGAAGUCAAAGUCAGCUUGUCCAGACUUGCCAGAUCAUCAGCCGAGUUCACUUUCUGGCUCCAGGGUGACCUUUGAUGAUGACUGGAAUAAAGGUACAAAUGUUCCUUUCUGUGCAUUGCCAUCAAGGAGACCACCUCCACCUCCUGUCACUCUGCUCCCACCUGGCACCACCCCUUCCGUAGCUCCUUUCACAACCUUUGCAUCUAAGGCAUCACCCACACUAGACUUUACAGAAAGAUAAAGUUAUGCAAUAGAAAACAACUGUUUUUUUUGUUUUGUUUUGUUUUUAGUUUGGGCAGGUUAGAGCCAAAAGAAUUGGGCAUUAGUUAUUCAUUAUGUGCAAUAAAUAAUUGUUAAGUGCACUGAUGUUGUCAUGAAAUACCACUAUUUAAUGUGUACAGAGUUGGAAUAUGUGUAUAUUGGAAAUAAGGAAAAAAAUCCUUCUCAUUAUUAACUGGAGUUUUGGUGUGUUUCUGUUUGGCUAAGUAAGAGUAGUAGCCAUAAACAGUGCUCAAAACUACUUUAGAAAGUAGUCCCUAUCCAGAAAUUCUUUGUCGGUCUUCUCUGAAGAAUCUCAAAAAGCCCAGACAGCUUUAGCUGAUAUUACUACCAGCUCUUCAUACUUGGUAACAUUUGGUGUUUCCAAGUAGUUACAAAGAGCUAUCAGUGUUAUACUGAAACAAUUUUGAAAGGCGUGGCUUUAAAAAAAAAAAAAGUGUGUGUACCCACUACACACGUAUACAUAUAUAUAUAUAUAUAUAUACACUUACAUAAUUGUAAAACUCAUAACUUAAAUUCUAGGAUAUAACUCAGACCAAAUUUUACCUAAAAGUUCUAACAGAGUGAGUUAGCUUUUCAAUAUUUCAUUACCCAAAGGAUGGCUAUAAAUGAAAUUUGGACAUUUCCUUAAUUUUCUUUCCAAAACUAGGAUCUCACUACAGAACCAGAUUUUCCUAUACCAUUCCACCCCCCUCCCCUGAACAUACACAUAACACACAUCUUUGUUACUUUGCACUCCCAGUACCUCCAUAUGCUUUUCUCUGGGAGGAGGUUCUUGCAGCUGGAAGCAGCUGAUUUUGUGGAUGGACACUCCAGCCCUUACAAAAAAGCACUGUGGCCUUAUCUGUCAGGAAGGCACAUACCUCCAAGUUCAAGGAGAAAUAUCAGAGCUAAACAUACUCCCCUCUCUCUCACUAACGUGUAUGUUGCCCAUUUCCCUCCCACACUUGGUCUUUGCUGCUUUUGCUCUGAAGCUUCAUUAGCAGGAAGGCAGCUGGCCUCGGGAUGCUUGCAAUGGAGGCUACUCAGUGUGUGUGCUCUGUCCCCUCGAGAGGCUCCCCAACUCUUCCGUGAUGCUGCUUUACAUUGUUAGAGGCCACCCCUCAAAUCAGCUGUGGAUUUUGUCUCCUGCACUGCCAAUAUGCAACUGAUCCUGCUUUUAUUCUAUGAAGCUCACAGAAUUUUUACACGGUGUAGUAUUUUGAUAUCAUUCAGUUAUCCCAGACAGAAAACUCCUUGGGCAAUAGUUGCUUUGUUGUCAGUUUAAGUUAAAAUCCUCUUUACCCGUUAAAACUUCUAUUAACGUUCCUUUUAUAUGAAGAGUUGUAUAUGUCCACCUAAAUUCCAUUGUCCACACUUAACCUUUAGAGAGGUGCAUUGGGAGAAUAUCUGAAAAUAGAGUUCCUGGCUAAGAUUAUAUAAAAUGGAAAAGCACAGCAAACUGCGUUGCACUCAAAUACGUAAAGCAAAUCUAGUAGGAAAAAAGCACUUUUCUAAAUGCUCAAAUGUUAUCAAAAUAUUAUAUUUAUAGAAGUAAUCCUCUCUCUCUUAACAGCCUGGAUUUGCUGUUAGAAAUAACUCUUGUGAGUUUUAUAUUGUGCUUUUGGGGGGUUCUAAUCAUUUCAGCAGUAGUAUAUUUUAAACAGCAGUAUUACUGUCAGCAGUGUGCUUCAGAAUGUGAAUUAACUUGUUGAAACUGUGGCUUUAACAUCUACGUGAUUAGUGUAUAUGGUAUUUGCUCUCCGUUAGCAGAAGAAUUCAUUAUCAACUUCACUAGUGCAGGUCGCAGUUCUGUGAGCAGUGUUUCCUAUUGAAUAUAAACUACUGUCUAAAAUAGACAUAUCGUGCAGCAGCUCAGCCUUUAUCAGGAAAACUAUAUUUGGCAAGUUGCUGAAAGGGCACAGAGUUAUGAAAGUUAAAGGUAUGCUGCAAAAAACUAGCCAUUAUUCUGUGUUAUUAAAAUAUUUACCAGUUCUGUUAAAAGCAGAGCAGAAAUUAGACACUAAGGAUCUCUUUGUGAAUUCUUUGUUCCCUAUAGUAGAUUGCUGUUUAUAUGUAAGAAUUUUAUUGCUUAUGUGGCAUACAAUAUUUAUAACUAUAUACUUUAUAGAAGUACAGUAUUAAAGCCAGUGGUAUACCAACAUUCUGUACAUACCCUGUGAAAUGUGCUGUCAUAUGAAAUAAAUAUACCUGUCUUUA